AUGAAUCUUCUUCGCGAGUUGGUCACCGACUUGGAUGCGAAAGUGCCCUUGUCCUCUCUACAUCAGACUCUUAAAGGUCCGAGCACAGAGACGCAAGACGAUGCCAACGCGGUAGAAAAGGAAGAGGCGCAAGAAAACGGACAAGCGGAUGGAUCCAAGGAGACAAAGGGAAACGGCAAAGCAGGAACAGACUCGGGGGAGGAGGCGGCCCAGCCGAUCCAGGGGAACGAGGACGAGGGCACCGCCGUCCGCGAACCGCAUUGCAAGCGCGGGCUCGAAUGCAGACCAUACGGCCAAGGGGAGAGGGCGGCGGCCGGCGAAGAGUUGACAGUCGUCGUCGAAAAGGCGUCGGCCAAGCACUUUGAGACACUCGCCUCCCAGCACAAGCUCACAUCCGUCGUCGAGUCCACCUUUCAGAAAUCAAUACCCGAAUUUCGCAAGGAUACCUUGGGCUAUCAUAACGGCCAUCCGGCCUUUGCCGAAGAGCCGUCGCUGUUGAAUGGAAAGGUGCUGGCAUCGGCCGGCAAGUCGCUCGCCAUGAUCGGCGCCGGCGCCUACGCCUACUCCGUCAUGGAGGUCAUGGUCAAGAAUGCGAGCACCAUAGACCGCGUCGCAGCCCUGACGUCUAUUGUGCCGCUCGUUGGCUGCGGAGCUUCCCUUGUCGAGCACGUUGCCGAGGGCGGCACUGGCCAAGGGGAGAUUCCCGAAUAUCUCGACAAUGCCUUGUGCGCCAUAGGCGAUACCCUGCUCUUCACACCCCUGGCCCCCAUCGGCGUCGCCAUCCAGGUAUCCCGCUUUCUCCUCACCCUCACCAAGGCGUUGGACGGAUACAUGUCGGAACCGAGCCAGGCCAAGGCGGCGCGCGACGGCGCUUGGCAGACCUUUCUUCAGGAUCACAUGUACCGCAGGCUCUCCUCGGUCGAACUCGGUACGAAAGUAUACAACGUCCUUGCCGUCGAGUCCCUGGUCUUGCUGUCUGAGGGCGCCCACACGAUGGGAAUCCUCGAGGCGGGCCGGCAGGGAGCCCUCGACCGGACGGGGAAUUUCACCGAGAAGGAACUGCUCUCUACCUUUUUCCGCAACGCCAAGGGCGAGGUCGAGAAGGGCAUCUCGGACGAAAUGGCCGAAGCCCAGCGUCGGGUCCUGCUCAAGCUCGUCCAAGACGCGCUCGAUAAGCAUGAGGCGGCCUCGCUCCGCGCGCUGGCCUCCCAGUACAAUCGGGCCUUUCUCCGCGACAAGUUGGCUUCCUCGAGCGAGCGAAUCAAAAGGUUUAUACGCAACGAUCGCUUGCCCAUGCCCAACCCCCUCGUCAUCGCCUACCUCAUCGGCCAGUCGACGGGAAAGACGGCAAAACUGCCACCGCUAUCGCCGGCAUCGCCGUCUGAUGCCGACGAGGCGUUGACACCACCGAGGGCGGAGGAGAGCAGCACGGUCGGGCACCUGCAUCCGCUUACGUUACACCUCGCCGACUAUUUGCAGCGAAAGCAGCCUAGCCUGAGCAAGGAGGCUGCCGACGACAUCAUCAGGCGGCAAGCCCAUGCCGUCAUGGACUUUCUCCAGGGGAAAGGGGACAUGGAGGAUGUGGCCAAGGCGUCUCCGGAGCUCAGCUUGUCGGUCGUGCACGAGUUUUCCAUUUUGGUUUCCAUGAAGCUGGGACGGCUCUUUCAGUAUUGGAAACCGUCGAGCACGGGCGACUUUGCAUACUUUCCGAACUCUGCUAGGGAAGGGCCGGGCAUAGUCGAGUCGGCUCUGGGCGCUGCCAGGGGACUGGUUUCGGACUUUACCAAAGCCUAUUGUGGAACACCUAUAUUGAAGGACUUGAUGCUAGGAUGCGACUAUUUUGGCUAG
This is a messenger RNA of Drechmeria coniospora, 1848 nucleotides long. RefSeq lists its product as uncharacterized. The transcript has a single exon. NCBI's taxonomy places the organism in Eukaryota, Fungi, Ascomycota, Sordariomycetes, Hypocreales, Ophiocordycipitaceae. The record is from RefSeq and is a predicted model, not a curated record. The coding region runs from base 1 to 1848 and encodes 615 amino acids.